Messenger RNA from Cuscuta europaea, 28491 nucleotides. The record is from the annotation of a GenBank genome assembly. NCBI's taxonomy places the organism in Eukaryota, Viridiplantae, Streptophyta, Magnoliopsida, Solanales, Convolvulaceae.
CUGACCGAUUCAGGAUGAAAAAUUGCCCACCCCUCUUCUCAUUUGGCGGCCUAUAAAUGCCAUGGCGCGAAACCACAGUAAAACCUUUGAGUGUAUCUAACAGAGAAGACUGAACGAUUUCGACACCAAACGAAGCACAGCCAUGGAGGCUGAUCCGGAGCUGCCGUCUACUGAAGGAGUGGACGUCGAAAUGGAAGUAGAAGUAGGUCCGGUCCCGCGUUCAAAUUCCAGGGAUCCGCCGCCGAUUCAUCGCCUGGACGAGUCUGUGGUGAACAGAAUUGCCGCAGGAGAGGUUAUCCAGAGACCGGUCUCGGCCGUGAAAGAGCUUGUAGAGAACAGCCUAGACGCCGGUUCCACCUCAAUCUCCGUUGUUCUCAAGGACGGAGGCCUCAAACUCAUCCAAGUCUCGGAUGACGGCCACGGCAUUCGCAAAGAGGAUUUGCCAAUAUUAUGCGAGAGGCACACGACAUCUAAAUUGAGUAAAUUUGAGGAUUUACAAACAAUUAAGUCUAUGGGAUUCCGAGGGGAGGCUUUGGCUAGCAUGACUUAUGUAGGUCAUGUAACAGUGACCACCAUUACGAAGGGUCAGUUUCAUGGAUACAGGGCAACUUAUAAAGAUGGUGUAAUGCAAGAUGAGCCAAAAGCGUGUGCAGCUGUAAAGGGUACUCAAAUAAUGAUUGAAAACUUAUUUUAUAAUAUGGCUGCUCGGAGGAAAACACUUCAAAACUCCGCAGAUGACUAUCCAAAAAUUGUGGAUCUUAUCAGUAGGUUUGCGAUUCAUCAUAGCAACGUGAGCUUCUCGUGUAAAAAGCAUGGAGCUGCUAGAGCUGAUGUUCAUUCAAAUGCAACACCCACAAGGCUUGAUGCAAUAAUAUCAGUUUAUGGUGUGUCAGUUUCACGAAAUCUAAUAAAAAUUAGUGUUUCUGACAACGAUCCAUCAAGUUCAGUUUUUGAAAUGGACGGAUUAAUCUCCAAUGCUAAUUACGUUGCAAAGAAGAUAACUAUGGUGCUUUUCAUCAACGACAGGCUGGUUGAAUGUGGUGCUCUCAAGAGGGCAAUUGAAAUAGUCUAUUCCGCGACAUUGCCCAAAGCAUCAAAACCAUUUGUGUAUAUAUCAAUCACCCUGCCAUCAGAGCAUGUUGAUGUGAAUGUACACCCCACAAAAAGAGAGGUUAGCCUAUUGAACCAAGAGGUUAUUCUAGAGAAGAUACAAUCUGUGGUAGAACUCAACCUGAGAAGUUGUAAUGAGUCCAGGACAUUCCAAGAGCAGGCAGUUCAUCCUUCUUCACCUAGCACAUUGGCAACAAGGAAAGAUUCACAAAAAGAUUCAUCCAGAUCUGAGAUAAAAUCACAAAAAACUCCUGUACAUAAAAUGGUAAGGACAGAUACACUGGAUCCUGCUGGAAGGCUGGAUGCCUACCUGCAAAUUGCACCUUCUAAUAAUCCAGAAAAAAGUACUUGCUUGACCUCUGUGAGGGCUUCUAUUAGAAAAAGGAGAAACCCUAAAGAGACUGCUGACCUUACUAGCAUUCAAGAGCUCAUCAAUGAGAUUGAAUCUACCUGUCAUUCCGGUUUACUGGACAUUGUGAGGCACUGCACAUACAUUGGAAUGGCUGAUGAUGUUUUUGCUUUACUUCAACACCAAACUCACCUUUAUCUUGCUAAUGUAGUUGACCUGAGCAAAGAGCUCAUGUACCAACAAGCUUUGAGGCGGUUUGCCCAUUUUAAUGCCAUUCAACUAAGUGAGCCUGCCCCAUUACAUGAGUUGCUAAUGCUUGCUCUUAGAGAAGAAGAUGUGGCUAGCGAAAGUAAUGGAGAUGAUGAUCUGAAAGAAAAGAUUGCUGAUAUGAAUAGAGAUCUUCUUAAACAAAAAUCUGAAUUGCUGGAUGAGUAUUUUAGCAUCCAUAUUGAUUCAAAUGGUAAUUUGUCCAGACUUCCUGUCAUACUGGAUCAGUACACACCUGACAUGGACCGUGUCCCCGAGUUUGUGCUUUGUUUGGGAAAUGAUAUCCACUGGGAGGACGAAAAGGAUUGCUUCCAAUCAAUAUCUGCUGCUCUUGCCAACUUCUAUGCGAUGCAUACUCCUUUGUUACCCAAUCCCUCAGGUGAAAGCUUGCAAUUCUACAAAAAAAAGACAAGUUCAAGCAGUAUCAUUGGACAAGAAAAAUCCCCCAACUCUACCGAGGAUAACAUGAAGGAUGAAUAUGAUAAUGAUUUAAUUUCAAUGGCUGAAAACGCAUGGGCGCAGCGAGAAUGGUCGAUUCAGCAUGUUUUGUUUCCAUCCCUCAGACUCUUCUUCAAGCCCCCAAAUUCAAUGGCCACAAAUGGAACUUUUAUAAAGGUUUCUUCACUUGAGAAGCUUUACAGAAUUUUCGAACGAUGUUAACACGGGUGGCUGAGGAUAAUCCAUUGCUGUUUAAUCUCUCAACUGCUGUUUAAUACAGUGUUUUUGUGUGUAUAGACAUUAAUUAGUAGUAGUGCAUGGUAGACUAAAUAUGAUUGCUUAUGCCUUCAAAAUGCAGACUUCGUGUGGCUUUCUAGUGAUGUGCUGUAUUUUGCACUUUUUUUGAGUAUAUAUAAUGAUUGUAUUAUUUUAACAUCCAUUCCAACGGUUUUGGGCGGUUCUGAGAUUUCUCAUCCCAUACCAAAGGUUUUGAUCUGUACUAGAAUUGAAAGAACCAAAAAGGUUAAUACUGUGUUACAUUGUAACAACAUUUUGUAUAAUAUGCUACAGCAAUUGUUCUUCAAGGAGAACCAUCACAGAAUUGAACAGUCCCAAAAUAUCACAAUUCACAACAUUAUGCGUGUCAUGCAUGGGUGCUUCUGUCAUGCAUGGGUGAUUGUGAUGAGAAGUCUAUUUACACUGAAAAGUGCGAAGCUUCUGUCAAUGUGACCAACAUUGAUCUAAUGGCUCGAGUCCCUCUGCUCCCUCACCUCAUUUUGCAUUUUUGCAAGUCUACUGUCCACUUUCCACCACACUCUAAUCCUUUAAAAACACCUAGAUGUCACACUUAUUUACUUUAUGUUCAUGUAUUACCAACUACUGUCCACAACAGAGUUUUGCAUGCAAACAAUAAAAUAUACGUAGCAUUUGAAAAGGUGCAUGAGUUUCUGAAGGGUACCAUUGGAAUUGGGAGAGGGGACAGGGUUCAGCAGCGUGGGUUGAAGAGGAAGCUAGACUGAAUUCAAGCAAAUGACGAUUAACGAUGGGUGCAAUUUGUUUGGAGCAGCUCAUGCUAUAUCUUUAGAACGAUGGCACUUCUAAUUUAGAAAGGCCUUCUAGACUUCUAGUGACCAUCUCUUGUUGUAUAUUAGGCAUUUAGGCUGCUUGCAGUGUCCGGAAUGAGUUUUUUACGUUUUAGAAUGUCUUAAAGAUGCUUGUUGUCGAGAAGUUGUUCAAAGAAGUUAAGUAGAUGCAGCCUUGCAGGGAGGAGUCUUUAUGGAAAUAGUUAGCAUUUUGUGGUAAGGAGUUGGGCAGGUGGAGUAGUAAGUCCAAACUAAGCCCAAGAUGGGCUUCAAGACUGAUAGUCAUUUGCAAAAGGGUAAUUCUAUAUGCAGCCAGCCAGCCACACUAGGGUUGCACCGGGACUGGUCGGACUGGCCUGGUAUGGUGGUACCGGAAGCGAAUUGCCAUUGUGUGGUACUAGCCUGGCCCGGUUAACCGGGACCGGGCCUUGGGCCCGAAUUGGGGGGGGGGGGGGGAGUGUUGGGGCGGGUCACUGGCUCCAUUGCUCUUGGAACCGCCCCGGCUGGUCCGAGACUGGUCUGGGCUGUUUUUUUUUUAAUUUUUUUGAAUUGGUUUGGUGGUAGGUGGGUUGGGCUGGAUGGUUUGGGGGUGUUUGGGGGUGGGUAGGAAUAAAUAAGAAAAACAAAAAAAUAGAUGUAUCGAUCCGGCCCGACCUGGGCCCGGUCCCGGCCCGGUCUCGGAACCUACCCGGGUUGGUACCAAGUCUCCAACUCCCAAGCCCAGUACCACCAAUGCCUGACCAAGACUCGGUCUUGACCCGGGUCCGGUCCAACCCUAAGCCAAAUUUAAAACAUUAAAUACAUGUUGGGUUAAUGGCCAAUCACGGCCGGCCCAUCAACCCCUAGGGACAUACGUAGUCCAGCAUAACCAAGUUGCAGGGCCCAAGGGCCAGGAGACAUACGUAGCCCAGCAUAACCAGGCUUCAGGGCCCAAGGGCCAAGGGACGUACGUAGCGCAGCAUAGCCAGGGUUCAGGGCCUAAGGGCCAGGGGACGUACGUAGCCCCGUAGGUAGGGUUGGACUCGGGCCGGGUGGCCCGACCCGGAAUCGGCCCGGGACCGGUACUGUUCCAGACCGGCCCGAACCGGUGGCCUGGUCAGUGACCGGUCUGGGUAGGCCCGACCCGGUGGGUUUCCGGUCCGGGCUCGGGUCACCCAGAACAAGGCCCGGCCCGGCCGGGCCAAAUUUAUUUUUUUUUUGGUUUUUUCAUUUGUUUGGGCUCCAUCGGGUUGGGCUUGAUGUUUAGGAGGGGUUUGGGGGUGGGGGGUGAAGGGGGGGGGGGGUCAGGGAUGGGUAGCUAAGCAAAAAAAAAAAUUAACCAAACCCGAGGCCCGGCCCGGCCCGGACCCGGACCGGACCCGGUGGCUACCCGGGCCGGUCCCGGGUCCAGCUAUAUAGAACCGCCGGCCCGGGCUCGACCCGGCCCGAGUCCAACCCUACCCGUAGGACCAAGCUCAGGGCCCAAGGGCCAGGGGACGAGCAUCUUGUAGGCUACACUCAAGGGCCCAAGCUGCCACCAGAGAGUUGAGUCCAGUUUAGGGGACGGACGUCCUCACGCUAUGGUGGGAAAUCAAGAUCUUGGCGGGAAGCGCAUUAAAUGCGGGAGAUUUGGUGGUUGGGAUCAUGUCGCCCACAGUCGGCCACGUCAGCCCCCCAACCACCAUGGGAUUAUAUAAAUAGUCACAUUUAUUUCAUUGUAAGGGGUUCACACUUUGACAAUCUAGUAUUGUUAUAGCAUCAACGGCACGUAGCAUAGCUUAGUACGUUCGGCCUCUUGGCUUGUAAUCACUAGAGUGAAUGAAAUACAGUUAUUAGCUCAUUCCCCGUUGUUUAGUGAGCUUGUUUUGCUUUCCACCCAUUCGAAACCCCGAGGUUACGUGUUGGGCCUACGGGUUGAGGGGAAUAAACCUCAACACUGGCGCCGUCUGUGGGAAACUGAUCAAAAAGUUCUUCUAACCAAGCUCUCCAUUAAAAAACUCUAAGACAACCGCAGGGCAAGAAAAAUGAACACUAACAACGCGCGUAACUCUCAAGACCUCUCCUCACGACUGACUCAUAGCAGGAGGAGCCGCAACCAGACGACGGGGGCCCAGUCCACCAGUCUAUGGAGUCGGGGAGAUUUCGGGAUACUCACCGACCUGAUUCCCCAGGAACUCCGAAGGGACCCCAACGCACUACGGGAUAUCGCGGAUACCAUCCGCCGACUAGCGGACCAGCGGGAGGAAGAGCAUGUGCAUACUACCAACACCGAGUGCACCCCACUGUCGCCCAUUCACCCCAUGCAGUCUUUCGCCGAACAUACCGGUGAAAAUAGCAAUCCCCGUCGUUCGGUCCAUUCUAGGAUAACCCAGAACACCCGCUCUCCGGGUAUGGGGGGCACCGCGGGAGCCAGGCCUUUCAGGGGAACGCAUCGCCACACGGCCCAUGACCCCACGCCGGUCAUGCCCCGCGAUGGACGGGCGGCUCGGGAACAUACCCCUGUGGUGGAUGGCAUGAUGGCGGAUGUCACGCCUCGGACCUACCCGGACACGUCAACAACCCGUCGUACAGUACGAAUAGUCAACCGCAGUCCGACUCAUCCAUACUAUACAAGGCGUCUUGAAUACCAUUCACACAUAGUACAUCCAUAAACAAACAUAAUGUAAAAUAAACAUUUAUAGUAGCGGAAACAUUUAACGUAAGUGUUUGUACCACACCUUGGCAAUCAUGGGCGUACAAGCCCCCAAAUAAUUAUUCAAAAAGACAAUAUCCAUGAGCAUUAUUUAAGUUGUUUUCAAAACAGAAACGUGAGAAGCACGAACCACGUCUUCUUCCUUGGAUCUUCCCGAAGCAACGAGAGGUGGCAGCAACCUUCAAGUUCUACCUGAAACUGUGAGGUGGCCUCCCCCGUGAAGGGGAGGUCAGUACUUGGAAAUAUUUGACAAGUACAAUAGGAACUAUACUAAGUAUAAUUGAUGUUUUAAUUUCUAAGACCUUCAACUUAGGGUACUAUUAUGUUAUAGGCCAUAACCCUCGGUUACCCCUUUUUCUUUUAACUGUACUUACUUUAUAUAGAGUCAAGUAGUCGGCCCGUGGGCCCAUAUUCAUUUAGAAUUCAUCGUUUCCAUUCCCCCGUGACCGCAAGUCACGAUAACCCCGUGGGGUCCCAUCGAGCCCCAAUUGUAUAGCAUGGGCUCGGCCCAACUACAUUUCUAUACAAUCCUCUAACUCAAUAUAACAUAUCAAAAUUUGUAUGGCAAGGGCUCGGCCCAACUACGUUUCCAUACCAACCAUAACUUCGUGGCAAGGGCUCGGCCCAACUACGUUUCCACGGAGAUCACAUAUACAUGGCAAGGGCUCGGCCCAACUACGUUUCCAUGCUAAUCAUAUUACAUGGCAUGGGCUCGGCCCAACUACAUUUCCAUGUCAUCCUAGAGUCAAACUCUAAUUAUUUUCAUAAUUAAAUUCUCAAGCAAUUCAUAUGCCUAGAAUCAAUUUCCGUAGGUAGCCUUUAGGCCUACCCCUGUCACACCUUAGUGUUCACACAAUUCAACCUUAAGGUAUCUCUUGAGACUACUUAAGGCAUAUCUAUUCACAAUCCUACCUCUUAGGAUUUGUUUCAUCAUUUAUUUAUAUUAAUUCCCCGACUAGUAUUUUGAUACUAAUUGGAUAAUCUUAGAACAUGCCAAGUUCCUAUUUUUCCAAUUGACUUUUCAUUUCAAUUGAUUUCCCAACACAAGUAUAGUUUGAUCUCAAUAUCAAAAAUAUCACUUUAAUCCAUUCAUGAAUUUCAUACAUGACGUAAAGUAUAUUUUAUCACAAUAUCAUCAUAGUAAUUCCAUUAACAUGUCGUUCCAUUCAUUUCACAUAAUUAUACACAAUUAUUCUAAAUUUGUAUAUCAUGCUUCACUUACUCAUAUCAAUAUUAUUUUCAUUUAGGCAUUAUUAAUCAUUAAUAAUUCAUGAAAAUCCCAUCUAAUUACUUUAGGCAAUCUUAUGAAAUUAACUCACUAAUUAUAAGCAAUAUAGUCAGCCAUCCUCACCUCGUGAUGUGCUACGAUAGUUGCCUUUGUUAAGCCCCUCGAUCAAUCCCCGUUCUAGGCCGAUUGAAAGUGAAAAGCUGGAUUUCUGGGCCAAAGCCGGGCGGCUUUCACGAAAGCCGGGCGGAUUUCGUAGUCUGCAACUACGAACAACUCCCCUAUAUGUGGCGGUUUCCGGCGAUUUCGACUCCUAUCGAUUCACCAACUCUUCUAAGUUAAUUAACACCACUUUAUAUCAAUAUUCUACACUUUUAAACGUGUAGAACUCAAGGUUUAAUCCACCAUAUGAUUUCUUAAAAAUCAUACAAUAACAAAACUAGUUAAAGAUUGUUUAUUGAGUGCUUACCUCAAAAACAACCCUCCUCUUUGGAUUCUCUUCCUUGCUGCUUGGACUAUGAGAGGAGACUUCCCUAGAGCUUCUCUCUCUGCCUUGGUCGAGUGAAUGAUGUCAAAUGGAAGGGGGAAACAUCUCCCCAAUCAACUCCCAAGAUAAUACAUGUGUAUGGGCCCUUGGGAGUGAUUUCUUUGUCUUGAGCAAUCUCCUCACUAAUGAGUCCGCACCUCCCAUGUUUGAAUGUCCCCUUCUGUUCUCAUUCAGUCCAUAGGGACGUGGGGUGGCCCCCACUCAUGUGGGCUGUCAUCCCUUUAAGUCCCGGUGUGUAUAAUCGGUCCCGAAAGUUGUAUUUCUCGGACUAUUUUAGUCAUAUUUUAUUUUAUCGGGCCGGAUAAAAUAUAUCACGCGUUCCCAAUAAUUAUGGGCCUUUAGAAUAGAUAUACAUUACCCAAUAUUAAUUUAGGAGUCUCCGAAACUCAUUACGGGCUGUUAUCCGCUAAAUUACCAAUACCGGUAAGUGGGCCCCGUUUGACCGACCGAUCAACUCCAUGCCUUUCUUAUGGCCCAAAUAGAAUAUCCACCACCAUAUAGAUGUCAUCUAGACCAAGAUGAAUAUAAUAUGUGGUUCGGGAAUUAUCGAGCGGUCCCCGUUCCCGCUGUGGGCCCCACAUGCAAUUUACUAUUCACGUAAAAGAAAUAAUAAAAUUUAACAAUUACGUAAAUUCAUAAAUCAUCUUUUCGAGGUUUAUUACAUAAUUUACUAAAAGUAAAUAUGCUUGGGGACGGUGCUACAGCGGAGGUCCGGGUAUACCAUGGUCAAGCAUAAUCAUGGCAUUACGCCAAGGGGGAAUACCUUGACAUUGGUAACCCCCGCGCCCGCUGGGGCUGAUCCGCGAGAUGCCAUGCUCAUGGACAUGCAGAGACAGAUAAACGAGCUGAAUCGACGUACGGAGAAUACACAGGCACAACCCAGGAUUGCACUCUCGCCCCCUUUCACCGACAGGGUCAUGGCAGUAGACAUUGCACGGGACGUUCGGCCUCCAGGAACACUGACUUAUGAUGGGGCCGGGGACCCCAAGGCCCAUCUACUAUCUUAUCAAGGAACACUCUCUAUGCUGGGAGCCUCUGAUGAGGCUGUUUGCAGACUUUUCUUCAGCACCCUCAGGGGUCCAGCGCAAGAAUGGUUCGGGCAGCUCAGGCCCGGGUCCAUUGACAACUUUGAAAAGUUAUCCCGGCAGUUCAUGGCUCAGUUCGCAUCAAGCUCCACACCCAAGAAACACUUCAGUUGGUUGACGAAUGUCCACCAGAACAAGGGAGAAUCCAUAUCUGCUUUCCUGAUCAGGUGGGGGGACGAGACCGUGAAGGUGGAGGACCUUCCGGAGAGCACCGUCAUCACCCUCUUUACCAAUGCGUUGGCAACCGGGGACCACUAUCUGGACUUGAAAAGGAACCCCGGGAGCAACUACGCCGAGGUGUUGGCCCGUGCGCACAAGUUCGCUGCAAUCAAGGAAGAGGUUUCACAGCGGGAUGGGGCAGCAGCCCCCGCAACGCGCAAGACAUCGGACCGAUUGGGUCCCGGGCCGGUAGAGUCACCGGCACUCAAAAAGAAGAAGACGAUCGGCGGUUACGUCCCUUGGGCUGCCCAGGAACGCCCAGGGGACGACCCCCGUGUAGGCAUGGGACCUGCUCCUUUGGCCUACCCAAUCAGCCAGAGUUUUGGGGCCAUCAAGGACAAAGGACUGCUCAAGGAGCCAGUGCCCACCAAAGGGCUCAUAAUGGGCCGGGACACGGGAGCCUACUGUGAAUAUCACCGCAAGCAGGGACACCGUACGGACGAUUGCUAAAGUCUGAAGUACGCCAUCCAACAACUUAUUGAAAGGGGGUAUCUGGGAGAGUUCACCGCAUGAGGAGCAUAUCAGGGCCCCUCACAGCAGCAUAGGAGGCCCUACAGCUGGCGCCGGGAUGAUCGGCGAGAGGCUGGGUCAAGGAGGAGGAUUUCCGUCAUAACGGCAAACGGCCAGAGGCGUCCCUCGGGCCGGUCGGCUCCAAGAAGAAAAUGGAAAUCAAGAUGAUUUUCGGAGGGGCGGAGACUGGGGAUACCGCGGCGGAGAGAAAGAAGUUCGAGAGGGCCCUCCGGAUAAAUUCUAUCUCUGCACCUCCCGCCAAAAAACACAAGGCCUAACCCAUCAUAUUCAAGACAACGGAUCUACCGCAAUCACCAGGGCCGCACAUGGAUGAGUUGGUAAUCAGCAUGGAUAUCCGGGAGUGGAUAAUCCGGCGAGUCCUGGUCGACACAGGAAGCAGUGUCAAUGUCCUCUACUGUGACGUGUUCGAGAAGAUGCAUCUGAGCAGGGCCGAUUUGAGCCCCCUACGGACACCCCUGGCUGGUUUCACCGGCCACAGCAUUGAUGCAGAAGGGACGAUCGUCCUGCCAGUAAAGAUCGGGGACGGCGAGCACAGGGCAACGAUCCCCAUGACGUUUGUAGUGGUGCGGCUCAAAUGCGCCCACAACGCCAUUCUGGGACGCCCCGAAUUGGAGGACCUCGAGGCCAUCUGCUCCGUACGGCACUCCUGUAUAAAAUUCCCCACGGAAACUGGGGUGGGCGUGGCCCGUACGGAUCCAUACACAGCGAGAGCAUGUUACAAGGAAGCGGUAAAGAGGAUGAAUGAGAAGGAUAUGAGGGUCAAUAGCAUUGCAGAGACAGCCCGGCGGGAGGAAGCCAUGUUCCGACCAGAGUCGGCGACUUUGCUGGAGGAAGUGGAACUGGACGAUCCCUCCGAUCGGAAGGUGUCCAUUGGGACGGGCUUGGAGCAAGAAAUACGGGAAGGGGUGAUCUUGAUCCUCCAAAGGUUCAAGAUCUUAUUUGCCAGAGGACCAGAGGAUAUGCCAUGAAUUGAUCCAAACAUCAUCUGUCACAUAUUGGCCGUUCGGCCAGAUGCCAAACCCGUACAACAGAAGAAAAGGUACAUGGCGGUCGAACGGAGGGACUUCAUCAAAGUAGAAGUCACUACCCUGCUCGACAUACGCCACAUACGGCCCGUCAUGCAUGUGGAGUAGCUGUCCAACGUCAUCUUGGCACCGAAGGGAACUACAUGGCGGAUGUGCGUCGAUUACUCUGAUCUCAACAAGGCUUGCCCAAUGGACCCCUAUCCGGUUCCAAGGAUUGAUCUGUUGGUGGAUGAGACCGCGGUAUGCGAGCUGCUUAGUUUCAUGGAUGCCUUCAGGGGGUAUCAUCAAGUAUUCAUGCAUCCAGACGAUGCUGAGAAAACUGCCUUCGUUACGUCAGACGGGGUAUAUUGCUAUGUGGUUAUGCCGUUCGGUAUAAGGAAUGCAAUGGCCACCUUCCAAAGGAUGAUCUGGAUAUUAUUCAAGGACGUCCUCGGGAAGAUCAUGGAGGCGUACGUGGACGAUAUCCUGAUCAAGAGCAAGAAGAAGGAGAACCACGUACAAGAUAUGGAACGGGUUUUCACCAUCAUGGAGGGAGCAAACAUGAGGCUUAACCCGAAGAAGUGUGCCUUUGCUGUCAAAGGAGGGAAAUUUCUUGGUUACAUGAUGAGCGAACGGGGAAUCGAGCCUAACCCAGAAAAGGUGAAAGCCAUCAUGGACAUGGAGGCUCCCAAAAAUUUGAAAGAUGUGCUGAGACUUACUGGGCGCUUGGCGGCACUGAGCCGGUUUAUAUCAAAAUUGGCUGAUCGGGCGAUCCCCUUCUUCCAGAUCAUGAAGAAGGCCAACCCAUUUGAAUGGACCCUGGAGUGUCAGACAGUCUUUGAAGACUUCAAGACGUACCUCUCCUCGCCACUUGUCCUGACUAAAGCGGAUCCCGGGGAGCCGCUAUACAUGUAUCUAGCAGUGGCUGAUCUGGCGAUAAGCUCUGUCUUGCUGAAGGAGGUUGAGGGUGUUCAGCGGCCUAUAUACUUCGUUAGCAAGGCGCUGAACGACCCAGAGACAAGGUACACGCUGAUGGAGAAGACGAUCCUGGCACUGAUCGCGGUAAUAAGGCGCUUGGCGCCGAACUUCCAGGCACACCCGGUGAUGGUGUUCACCACUGAGCCAUUGGCCACUAUCCUCAGGAACCCAAUGGCGAGUGGGAGGAUUACGACGUGGUCCUUGAUGAUCGGGCAGUACAACGUGGAGUUCAAACCGAGGCCGACGAUCAAAGGGCAGGCGCUGACAGAUUUCAUUGCCGAGUGCACAGCACAUACGGAGGAUGGGGAAUACGGCAGUAACGACCUGGACAACUGGUGGGAAAUGUACACCGAUGGGGCAGCAAGUGCAAAGGGAUGCGGGGGGGUGCGAUCAUCACUUCCCCUGAGAGAUUCAAGGCUUAUUACUCCAUAGAAUUCAAGUUCAAAGUCACCAAUAAUGAGGCCGAGUACGAGGCGCUGAUCGCAGGAUUGAGAUAUGCGAGGGCCCUCGGAGCAGCUCGUCUGAAGGUACGGAUGGAUAGCCAGUUGGUUGUUACACAGAUGAAUGGUACUGCUGAGACUCGGGAGGAACGGAUGAAGGCCUACACGGAACUGGUAGAGGAGCAGACUGCGCAGUUUGAGAAAGUGAUCAUAGACCUGGUACCUCAGGUGGAGAACGCCGAAGCUGAUAUCCUAUCCAAGCUAGGCAAUCCCCUAUCCGAGGAUCAGAUGCCGGCCGUCCCAAAACAUAUACGGAAUUUCGCUAGACAGGAGGCACUACCUCGACCGACGACGGAGACGAUCCAGGUAAAUGCUGUUUCUUAUGCAGAUCCCAACUGGGUGAAGGAGGUAGCAGAUUAUCUCCGGGAUGGAACCCUCCCCCUCGAGAAAGAUGGACGCACCUCCGGAAGGGCCCCGUGGAUAAAAAGACGGGCGGCGAGCUUUGAGAUCAUCGGGGGUGAACUGUACAAGAAGACGUUCGGUGGACCAUACCUCAGGUGCUUACCGCCGGACUUAGCGGCAUCAGUCAUGGAGGAAAUCCAUGAGGGCAUCUGUUCCAGUCACCAGGGACCCCGAACGCUGGCAAGAAAGAUAAUCCUACAGGGUACUACUAGCCAACCAUCCAGCGGGACUGCUUCAACCACACCCAGAGGUGUGCGGUAUGCCUGCAGUACGCACCCAUGUCGGGAAGACCGGCCAGCUUCUACACCCCGAUGACCGUCGCCCUACCAUUUGCGAGAUGGGGGGUAGACCUGUUGGGGCCCCUUCCCAGGACGACUGGCGGCAAGAAGUUCAUAAUAGUAGCCAUUGACUAUUUCACCAAGUGGGUGGAGGCCGAGCCAUUGAAAAACAUCACUGAGUUCCAAUGCCAACGUUUCGUAUGGCAAAAUGUAUUAUGCCGGUUCCGCAUCCCAGAACAGAUCAUUACGGACAAUGGUCGACAGUUCGUUAGCAAAGGGUUCGAGGCAUACCUGGCCAAGUGGGGCAUCCGGCAUUCCAAGGCCUCAGUCGCGUACCCACAGGCAAACGGCGAGGUGGAGAAUAUGAACCGGACCAUCAUGGAUGGCAUAAAGAAAAAACUGGAAGAUUACUCCUCAACCUGGCCGGAGCAGCUGAAUUAUGUCCCGUGGACGUACAGGACAACUCCAAGAACGGCGACCGGGGAAAUACCGUUCCCACUAGCAUACGGGUUUCAGGCCAAGGUCCCCACCGAACUACUUGUGCCCACACACCGAACUUUGCACUUUGACCCGGGACAGAACGAGGAGAAUCUAAGGGCAGAAUUGCACUUUAUCGAGGAGAAAAGGGACCUAGCCGCACGGCGCAUGGAAGAAUAUCAUCGGGCAACCGAAAGGUAUUUCAACAAGGCGAUGAAAAUCAGAGAAAUCAAGGUCGGAGAACUGAUACUACGGAAGCGGGAGAAGAGCAAGCCGCUUGAGGGCGGCAAGAUGACCAAAAACUGGGAAGGGCCGUACAGGGUAUACGAGAAGAGAUUGGCGGUGGGGACGUUCCUCCUACAAACUAUGGAAGAACGUUCCGCUGACAUAUGGAAUGUGGAGCACCUGAAGAGAUUCUACCAAUAGGAGCCCCCCCCCCCCCCCCCCCCAAAAGAAAAAAAAAACAAAAAGAAAACAAAGGAAGAGGGGGGGAGACAAGAAGGAAGUUUUCAGUCAUACAAUGUAACAACAAGAAUUAAUGAAAAAGGCUUGGACGUUAGCCCAAAAAGUCCCGUGGUUUUUCCCUUUCCGAGUUUCCACGAUAAAAUCACGGUGUACAUCAUCAUCACAAGAACACUACGAGCCUCCCGGAGGAAAUUAACACUCCCCGCCGAGCGGUACCAAUCAUCCAGACGGUAUAACCACUAAAGACCUCUCCAAAAAAGAGAGAGAGAGAGAGGCAUCGGGGAAUCCCCAAAGGGGAUAAACCCGUUCCGCAUCACAAUCGCGGUCGAGCCCAGCUCAGGAUCCAAAGGACCGGGCCAAAUGGGCAGGUAAGACAAACGGAUGACAAAGUUUAAAGACGAUCGCAACAAGCAAACAAUACACUUUAUUCAUCGGCUCUACCGGCCGGAAAGUACAAACAUACACGAGUUCGGAGUGAAAACAAGAGUACAAAAUAAUCGAAGCCGUCACGCCUCAGGGAGCUAUCCUUGAAUAUAGACGUGCCUGCAAGAGCUUUCUAUGAAUCCAAAGGCGUGAGGGGUGAAGUAAGCCAUCUUCAAAACAUUAGUCGAUUCGGGAAGAACGGCCUGCUAGCCAGGAGGUGCGGCUGGCAAGCAGAAUUUGAUAAACUCACUCAGCUAUGGGGGGCCGUCCUUUGCGUGGCCCUUACCCUUCAAAGCCUCCCCAUAAGCUUCAGCAAACGAAGCAUUGAAACCAACAGCCUCAGGAUCAAACGGGGCAGGGAGAUAACGCUGGAGAGCCGGGAGGUUUCCGACCAAAAGGCCGAUCAUCCCUUUAGUGAAAGCAUCACCGGCAAGCUCUGCAAGGAACUCCUGGCCAGCGGAGGUCCCCGAUACCAGCUCAAUGCCAUCCUUCAGCGCGUCAUAGCUCUUAGCCAGGAACUCCCCGAAGCUCUGGGCAAGACGCUCCUUCACACAGACAUUCACGGCAUCGACAUAGGCACGGGACUUCUGAAACUCAAUGGAGCCGGCUUCCUUGAUUUUGGAAACAUCAGCCUCAAAAACAGGAAUGGCCCCAUCCGUACCAACCUGGCGAAGCUGCACGUCGGACUUCUCCACGGCGGCCAUUUUGGCACGAAGCAGCUGCAGCUCCUCGACUUGUUUCCUCACCGUAUCCUGAAGAGACGUGCUCCCCUUAGCGAGCCCAAGAGCAGCGUUCAAAUCCUGCUGCAUCUUGUGCAGACGCUCUUUGGCCUUCUUCACCAGAUCAUCGGCUUCACAUUGCACCUGGGCGGAAGCACGCUCCUGAGCUUCAUAGGCAAAUCGCGCCUUGCAGAAAUAAAUGGCGGCCUUGUUGAGAGUGCUAACGCCGCACUCAUGAAGAUCCACCGCGCUAUCACGAGCAACAAAAUCACUAGGGAGUUUUAACCCCAAAGAGCACCAAAUGGAAGAGCCGUCUGCCCAAACAACCUUUUCGACUCCGCACGGGGACCCGAUCCGGAGAACUCAAUGAUAUCAGAAAACGAAUCCUCUGAACUGGGCGGAGGAGGGUCGCUCGAACUUUUGCCCAAUGAAGUGACAGGGGGCGGCUUAGGGGGAGAGGCGGCCUCAGUGUCUGACCCAUCAAGGACCACCACGGCCUUGGAAGAUCCUUCCCCAUGGCGGGACUUUUUUGGGGGCCGUUCAUCCCCAGCAGGUUCGGCUUUGGGCCUCUUUUGGCCCUGAUCCUCACCAACGAUCUGCUUUCCCUUGCUAGCAUCAGCCCGACCGUUGGAGGGAGUAGCACGGGGGUGGGGAACUAUGGCAGAAGACCUGGGGUAAAGCCCUGCGCAAAGGAGAUAAGGAAAAUUGUUAGAACAAUGUUUGGGAGUCACAAAAAAGAGAGUCCAAAACCCGGACCACAGCGAGGACGUACCUAUGCCGGCCUUGCCCAAGUUGGUGUCAUUCACCAGCAAACGCAGGUUCUGGACCCCCUCACCGGCAAUACGAGCGGCAUGUUCCAGCUCGGCCGAAUGGAGAACCGGAGGCUCAAACUUAACAGGGAAAGCAUUCCACCGAUCGGAGAAGGGUGGAAGGGAAUCAACCCCGGCAAGGAAGAAUCUCUCCUCCCAGCUGUUCGAAUUGGGGGGGUUGUUGGAAAAGAGAACUCUCCACGAACGGGCCAUUAUGCUAAGAUAACCUGUCUGGCCGUAUGGGGAAAGCCGGAAGAAAUGCAGAAACGAUUUCACGGACGGCUCGACCCCCACAUUGUGGCAUCGGAUUAUGAAACCAGCGAGAAUCCGAUGAGAAUUCGGAACGAGUUGAGCCGGGGCGAUACCAAGGCCCCUGAAAAGAGAUGUGGAAAGGCAACAACGGGAAAAGAAAGCCCGCUACCACAGAGUCCAGAUGGACGACCACGUAGCCGGGUAGAUGCCACAUAGGAUGGCGGAGGAACCGUGCGUCCCAAACCCGUGGAGGGGGAAGCAACUGGGGAAUCAGGUUCUUCUCGCUAAGAAGCAGACGUUGGCGCUGACGCCGAGCGAGAUGGAAGUUAAGGGAGAAAUGAGGAGGCUGGGGGGCAUCCCACGCUUAUAGACCGAAAGGUCAUCCCCUGAAUUACAACCGUCAUCGGAUGAAUUUCCGGGACGGCCAUGGGCAGACGGCCUAGGGACAAUGGAAGACAUAGCAAGUACGAAAGAGAAAAUACCGGACUAACAAGGAAGAGAUGGAGAUCUAGAGAGAGAGAAUAGUGUGGCAGAGUGACAGAGUAAUCCCCCAUUUUGGCAAUAGGAUAUUUAUAUGCAAAAACCACCCGGUUCCCGAAUUGGGGGAAGACAAGUGGCGGACCAUGUUUGGUGCAUCCUACGGCGGAGAGAUGCUUCGAGAUCCACGCCGCCGAUGGCACAUGCCAAAAUCACCCCCACAACGAGACGUACGUAAAAAAAAGAGAGAGUUUAGAAGAGGAAAAGAGCCCAUGAGCAAAAGGAGCAGGGGUCGUUCCUCGUCAGAAGAAGAGGAAAAGAGCCCACAAGCAAAAGGAGCAGGGGCCGUUCCUCGUCAGAAGAAGAGGAAAAGAGCCCACAAGCGAAAGGAGCAGGGGCCGUUCCUCGUCAGAAAAAGAGGAAAAGAGCCCAUGAGCAAGAAGCAGGGGCCGUUCCUCGUCGGAAGAAGAGGAAAAGAGCCCAUGAGCGAAAGGAGUAGGGGCCAUUCCUCGUCAGAAAAGAAGGAAGAAGAGUUUACGAGAGCAAGGAGCAUGGACCGUUCCUCGUCAGAAAAGAAGGAAGAAGAGUUCAUGAGAGCAAGGAGGAGGAGCCGUUUCCUCGUCAAAAAAGAAGGAAAAAGAGUCCAUGAUAGAAAGAAGGAGAAGCCGUCCCUCGUAAAAAAAAAGGGGGGGGGGGGGGGGGGGGGCAGAGGGAAUUAUGAACGGUAAACAGAAUGCAAGUCAUAAAGUGCAAAAAGAAGCUUUAUUCUUCGGCUCUACCGGCCAGAAUAUACAACUGAGCAGAGGGGGAACUAACAAAUCAUGUAAGGAAGCCAUGGGGAGGGGAGCGUGGGGAGGCCAGCGGUUCUUCCGAUUCCACAAGGGGAAGCUCGAGAGUGGGGGAUCAGGGAUUUCACCCCUCUGAACGGUCACGGCGCGCUGCUCAUCUCGGCCGUGUUUUCCCAUGACUCGCCGAAGCUCGGCCCCAUCCGUAUAAUCUUCCACAUUGAAGGGGGGACAGCCGGCCAGAGGGAGCACACCCCUAAGGGUCUUGACACCUUCGAAGUACCCUUUGGCAAAGGCAUCAUCAGCAAGCUCUGCAAGCCAUUCACCACCAAGUGCGGUCUUCUCCAAAAGCCGCACCCCAUGAACCAAGCGAUCCUUCUCCGGCACCGACUGCAGCUCGGCCUCGAAAACCUCCCCAGCAGCUCCCCGACAAUACUCAUAGGCGGCCUGGAGGAACUGGGCAGUCUUCUUAAACUCCUCCACAUUGAUGGCCAGAGUCAGAACGUCGUUUGGGGGAUCUCCGCCUUCAGAACGCGGGGUAGGAUCUGCGGCAGAAACAAAGGAAAUCCCAUGCUUCUCGGCCAGGGCCACCUUGGCAAGCAGGCCCUGUUUUUCCUGCUCGCUCUGAGCCCGAACGGCCUGGAGCUCCUGUUGAGCCUGAUCCAGGGCAGCCUGCACCUUCUUCAUCUCUGCCUGAGCAGCUUCCCGCAGCAGCACGGCUUCCUGCUCUCUCUUGACAGCCGCAUCGGCUUUUCUCUUGAGCUCGGCGAGAUCUUUCUCCCGAGCGGCCCUUGCCUGCAACAAGCUCAGCCCAGCCUACAAGGAAGGAAAGUGGGUUAGAUGGGGACGAAGGGCAGUUUCAAAUGACAGGGGGAAAUGUUGGGAACAUACCUCAAGGUUCAAGAGCAGAGCAUUAUCAACAGAGUCACUCGAAGAACGACCUGACAACUCCAGCCCGGCCUGAAGGGCCAUGUCCUUCCAGGUCUCAGAGAUCGGACGAACACAGAAGGAACCACGACGUUCGUGGGUUUAGGAACAGAGGAUUCAAGGCGGCAAGGCGCGGCCUCUUCGGCUUCUUCCCCCUGUCCUUUUCCCCACCAGCGGGGAUACCAACCCCGACAGGAUCCACGUUCAGGACCCGGUUAUCUUGAGGAUGUUGGGCCUCAGAAGUUUGCCCAGUCACCUCAGCGACCAGAAGCCGCUCCGCUUCAGCAAUACGCUGACUAGCCUGGGACGCGGCAGACGAAGUGUCCCCAGAAGAUUGGGCGGCCGCAUGAGCCUUGGCCAAUGCCGCUCGUUCCUUGUUGGCUUUUGCCUCAUGACGAGCCGCCAUAGCUGCACUAUCCAUUUGUUCUUGAGUAGGGGGAGGACCUGAAACAAAGAAAUAACGUUAGUACCGGGCGGUGCGAAUCACAAAGGCACUCACCUCAGGGAAUGGACUGCCCGGGCCCACAAGAUGAACAUGAGAGAAUGUCAGUCCAGGGAUCACGGGCGGUACAUAUCCCUGCGUCAGAGAGUGUCGCGAUGGUCAGAAGGUCCUUCAGCUUUCUAAUGCCGCCCAGCUUCAGCUUAUCCACGGCAUCCCGCAACGCCGGGGUUAGCUCUGGCGCCUGAACCUUCGGAGGGUAUCCAUUCCAUCUCAUAGGAAGCCGCUCGUCCACAUAGCGAAUGAAGAAAAAGCGAUUUUUCCAAUCGUGGAUAGAAGUGGGAGCCUCCUCGAACAACUCUCUUUUGGGACGAGCGGCCACACUUAGAAACCCAUCAGCAUUUUGCGGAGUGACUUGGAAAAAAUAAUGAAAAAGCUCCAGUUUAGAGGUGAGCCCCAGUGAUUUGCAAAGAACGAGGAAGGCAGAGAUCAAACGAUAGGAGUUCGGCAUGAAUUGGGCCGGAACAACACUAUAAAACUCGAAGAAAUCAAGAUAAAAUGGGUGGAGCGGGAAACGCAGUCCGGCCUUUACAGAAUCCAUGUGCACCAUCACCAUGCCCAGACGUCUCAUGAGGAGGUUAUCCGCACCUCGAAGGCUAUAGUAAGCAGGCGGGGGGAGAAUAAUCUGUAGUUCCCUCCGGGCCCUCUUAGAGUAGACCUGUUCAAUCACGGCAACAUUGGGUAUAAGCACUAUGUGCCUGUGCUGAUCCAUGGGGACGCCGAGCUUGUAUAUCCGGAGGUCGUCCCCUUCCUCGACCUCGUCACCCGAAUCAUGAUCGGCCGAAUGCUCCACCACCGCGGCGGGUUGUGCCAUCAUCACAACGGCGUUCUCGGGACCGACAGCCAUAUCAACAUGUUCUCCUACGUCCGGGAUCGCGACAUCGGCUACUGCAUCAGGAACCACCAUCGAAGAAGCACUGGAACGGCCAGAACCGCUCGCUUCCGCCGGGGAACAGGAUCUGAGUUCUGUUGCCGAAGAUGAACCGGCUGAAGAGCCGGUAGAAGAGCUAGAGCAAGUUUCCGAAUCGGAAGAAAUCACCAUGGAGUAGGACAUGGGGAGGUUUACGAAAAGAAAGGAAGAGGUUGGGAUUGAAGAAUUACCUUGCUCAAACUUGGGAGAGGGAUGAACGCCGGAACUCAAAAUGAUCGCUGAACGGCACUGGGAAGAUAAGAGGAGGCAAAGGAUGAAAAGCCCUAACCCUUCCCGUAUUCCCGGUAUUUAUAAGGGGAGGCACCGGAUCAGUGGCCAACCCGCAGGUGACACGUGGCAGGGAGCGUAUCCAGGGACGCGUGUCGCGUAGAGACGGGCUAGUACGAAAUGGUUACUUUUGCAUCGGAAGUUGAACCGGCCUGAUAGCUGGCACCUAUAGCCCCGCGAACAACGGCGGGAAGCAACCGUCACCUAGAGGAAAAGGAAGUAACAGCUCGAGGCGGUACGGCAGACGGUAUCUUACUUCUUUAUGUCCCGCGCACGUUCGGAACAUCAGAAGUGGGGGACUUGUGUUGGGUUAAUGGCCAAUCAGGGGCGGCCCAUCAACCCCUAGGGACGUACGUAGCCUAGCAUAACCAAGCUGCAGGGCCCAAGGGCCAGGGGACAUACGUAGCCCAUCAUAACCAGGCUUCAGGGCCCAAGGGCCAGGGGACGUACGUAGCCCAGCAUAGCCAGGUUUCAGGGCCCAAGGGCCAGGAGACGUACGUAGCCCCGUAGGACCAAGCUCAGGGCCCAAGGGCCAGGGGACGAGCAUCUUGUAGGCUACACUCAAGGGCCCAGGCUGCCACCAGUUUAGGGGACGGACGUCCCCACGCUUGUAAUCGCGUGAUUGAGUCCAGUUUAGGGGACGAACGUUUAGGGGACGGACGUCCCCACGCUUGUAAUCUUUUAGGCUACACUCAAGGGCCUAGGGCCAGGGGUUGAGUCCAGUUUAGGGGACGGACGUCCCCACGCUAUGGCGGGAAACCAAGAUCUUGGCGGGAAGCGCAUUAAAUGCGGGAGAUUUGGUGGUUGGGAUCAUGUCGCCCACAGCCGGCCACGUCAACCCCCCAACCACCAUGGGAUACUAUAAAUAGUCGCAUUUAUUUCAUUGUAAGGGGUUCUCACUUUGACACUCUAGUAUUGUAAUAGCAUCAACGACACGUAGCAUAGCUUAGUACGUUCGGCCCCUUGGCUUGUAAUCGCUAGAGUGAAUGAAAUACAGUUAUUAGCCCAUUCCUCGUUGUUUAGUGAGCUUGUUUUGCUUUCCACCCAUUUGAAACCCCCAGGUUACGUGUUGGGCCUGCGGGUUGAGGGGAAUAAACCUCAACAAUACAUUUCCUAAUAACCAAUCAGAAUCUCUGGCACCGUCGGUUGUUGUUUCCUUCAUGAAGUGGCGGGUGAGGGUGAUGUUAAGUUCUUGAGUUCUACGUUCGGCCUUCAAGAUUUGCCGGCAACUGUUAGGACAUUGCCGGCAAAUAAGUGUCUCAAGAGAGUUUGCGCUCAAUCUCGUUGAUAUCGGGAUUAUCGGCAUUGCUAGGACUUGCUCAUCUUUGAUAAAACCGGGAACGUCCUUUCUUUUUCCAUCCACCACUUCAGAACGUCAAAGUCAUCAUCGUCUUCAUAGUCAAUAGGAAACAUUAGAUAUAAAGAAAGCUCGUUAACUGAGCUUUGUGCAACAUUGAGAGUUGUUUUACUUUUUUUCAUAAGAUUGAAAAUUUUAGAUUUCAAAAAUGAUUUUCCUUUAUAUGAAGAAGAUGUUUGUGUCGUGGGAGGGGGCGCGUUACCAUAUCUUGCACGAAAUAAAUCUAAUUCCCCCUUUCAUUAUCUUCAUAUUAUUUCCUAACGCGGCUAGUCCGUCUUUUACACAUAAAUUAAGAAUAUGACAUACGCAACACUGAUGAAAAGUGUAUGAUGGAUUAUAGGGGUAUCCAAACUAUAAUAAAAUGGAGAGAUUUGAGAUAAUGUGAGGAAGAUGAAUAGUAGAAAUGAUAUUGUGUAUGAAUUAUGAGUUAGGGUUUACAAGAACUCCCUAAGGGAGUAUAUAUAGAAGAAUAUCCGGGUCUGGGCCUCUAAUAUGGGCCUGACAGACCCGGUUACAUAAAUGGACUAAUAAUAGAAAAGGCUAAUCUAGAACACCUGAAUAAUAAUAAUGUACAAUAAUGAAAAUGCUAUCAGCUGAGUGUACGUGGGCCGUUGUCCGGGUCCAAUAGUCUUGAGACCCGGGGGUCCGAGUCUAUAUACUCUAUCAGGAGUCCCCCACUCUCUGAGUCGAGAGUAUUCGAGGCGAAAGAGAGUAGAACUGUGUGCUGAUCUGUCGCCGUCUGAUGAGUAAACUUCAUGAACAAAAAUUUGAAUUUCUGCUUCUUUGGUUAACGGAGGCGCUAAGUCCCCCGCUCUUCCAGUCCCCCACUCCUUGAGGCGAGUGUAAUGAGGUGAAGAGGAGUAGAGUAAUGCGUGUCGGAUGAUGUCUUCAACAGGGGGCCGAGGGUUGACACCUUUUGAUCCAUGAUGGGGAGAUGCCUCGUUAAAAACCUCAUUAGGAAAAACCCUGUGGGAAAAAAACCUAUUGAGGGAAAAAGAGUACACCGGAUGCCCCCAAAAUGAAACAAAAGGUGCGGACCCUUCGGCCUGGAGAUGGAGCUGCAACGGUGCCCGUCUGCUGGGGGGAUGGUCGAGGCCGAUCUCUGGAUGUGGGUAGCUCAUCAUGAUCAGUAGUCCUAGUCAUCAAAUAAAGAUGACUAAGGGAUGGGUCGAGCGACCAUCCACAAUAUGAUGUCUGGUUCAUCAAAUAAAGAUGACCAGAACGUAAGGCCGAUGGGCCGAGAGGCCUGUACGAGAGCUCCACGUUGUUGAAUAAGGACGACGAGGCGAUGUAUGGCCGAGGGACCUGCAUAGAGCUCCACAUCGUCAAAUAAAGACGAUUGGGCAAUGUGUGCGGCUGAGGGGCCUGCAUAAGAGCUCCACGUCGUCAAAUAAAGACGACGGGGCGAUGGUGCGGCCGAGGGGCCUGCAUAAGAGCUCCACGUCGUCAAAUAAAGACGACGAGGCGAUGGUGCGGCCGAGGGGCCUGCAUAAGAGCUCCACGUCGUCAAAUAAAGACGACGGGGUGAUGGUGCGGCCGAGGGGCCUGCAUAAGAGCUCCACGUCGUCAAAUAAAGAUGACGGGGCGAUGGUGCGGCCGAGGGGCCUGCAUAAGAGCUCCACGUCGUCAAAUAAAGACGACGGGGUGAUGUAUGGCCGAGAGAGGCCUAUAUGAGAGCUCCACGUCAUCGAAUAAAGAUGACGGGGCGACGUAUGGCCGAGAGGCCUACAUGAGAGUCCCACAUCAUCAAAUAAAGAUGACGGGGUGAUGUAUGGCCGAGAGAGGCCUCAAUGAGAGCUCCACGUCAUCAAAUAAAGAUGACGGGGCGACGUAUGGCCAAGAGGCCUACAUGAGAGCCCCACAUCAUCAAAUAAAGAUGACGGGGUGAUGUAUGGCCGAGAGAGGCCUAUAUGAGAGCUCCACAUCAUCAAAUAAAGAUGACGAGGCGACGUAUGGCCGAGAGGCCUACAUGAGAGCCCCACAUCAUCAAAUAAAGAUGACGGGGUGAUGUAUGGCCGAGAGGCCUGCAUCAGAGCUCCACGUCAUCAAAUAAAGAUGACGGGGUGAUGUAUGGCCGAGAGAGGCCUAUAUGAGAGCUCCACGUCAUCAAAUAAAGAUGAUGGGGCGACGUAUGGCCGGGAGGCCUACAUGAGAGCCCCACAUCAUCAAAUAAAGAUGACGGGGUGAUGUAUGGCCGAGAGAGGCCUAUAUGAGAGCUCCACGUCAUCAAAUAAAGAUGACGGGGCGACGUAUGGCCGAGAGGCCUACAUGAGAGCCCCACAUCAUCAAAUAAAGAUGACGGGGUGAUGUAUGGCCGAGAGGCCUGCAUCAGAGCUCCACGUCAUCAAAUAAAGAUGACGGGGUGAUGUAUGGCUCAGAGGCCUACAAAUGAGUUCUACGUCAUCAAAUAAAGAUGACAUAACGACAUAUGGCCGAUGGGCCUGUAGAUGAGCUCGACGUCAUCAAAGAAAGAUGACAGAGCGAUAUAUGGCGGAUGGGCCUCUAGAUGAACUCUUUGUCAUCAAAUAAAGAUGACAGCGAAAUAUGGCCGAGGGGCCUGUAAAUGAGCUUCGCGUCAUCAAAUAAAGAUGACGAGGCGAUAUAUGCCCGAUGGGCCUGCAACUGAGCUUCGUGUCAUCAAAUAAAGAUGACGGAGCAAGAUGUGGCUCAGAGGCCUACAAAUGAGUUCCUCGUCAUCAAAUAAAGAUGACAGAACGAUAUAUGGCCGAUGGGUCUGUAGAUGAGCUCUUCAUCAUUAAAUAAAGAUGACAAAGCGAUAUAUGGCCGAUGGGCCUACAAAUGAGCUCUUCAUCAUCAAAUAAAGAUGACAGAGCGAUAUAUGGCUGAACUCUGGGCUCCUUUAGCCUUUCAGCCGGAGACCGCAAGAUGUUCGAUAUAUCUGAAUAGGGGGACGAGGCGGUGGACGCCUGUCUGAAUAUGAGGACGACGACGCUGAUGAGUCGGUCCGAAUAUGAGGACGACAGCGCUGAUGAACCGGUCCGAAUAUGGGGACGAUGGCGCUGGUGAGCCGGUCUGAAUAUGGGGACGAGGCGAUGAUAAGCCAUGCGUCAUAUGAAGGCGACGGUCACCAUCCAGGAAGGGAAUGGCGAGCCUGGUCACUAGAUAAGGACUUCGGCGCUGGGGCCGGUCUAAAUGUGAGGACGAGGCGAUGAGGAGCCGAUCCUAUAAUAUGAUGACAAGGCGCUGAUGAAGUUGAUCGUCAUAUAAAGGCGAUGGUCACCAUCCAGGAAGGGAUGGUGAGCUCGAUCGCUGGCUCAAGACUCGCGGCGCUGAGGAAGCCGGUCUUGAGAUAGAUAAUCACGCCGGGGUCGAGAGGCCGAUCGUGAUGCGAGGACAACGACGAUGAGGAGUCGGUCCAAAUAAUGAUGACGAGGCGAUGGUGAAGCCGAUCGUCAUAUAGAGGCGAUGGUCACCAUCCGGGAAGGGAUGGCGAGCCCGAUCGCUGGCUCAAGACUCGCGGCGCUGAGGAAGCCGGUCUUGAGAUAGAUGAUCACGCUGAGGCCGAGGGGCCGGUCGUGAUGUGAGGACAACGGCGAUGAGGAGCCGGUCCUAUAAUAUGAUGACGAGGCGCUGAUGAAGCUGAUCGUCAUAUAAAGGCGAUGGUCACCAUUCGGGAAGGAAUGGCGAGCCCGAUCGCUAGCUCAAGACUCGCGGCGCUGAGGAAGUCGGUCUUGAGAUAGAUGAUCACGCCGAGGCCGAGGGGCUGGUCGUGAUGUGAGGACAACGGCGAUGAGGGGCCGGUCCUAUAAUGUGAUGACGAGGCGCUGAUGAAGCCGAUCGUCAUAUAAAGGCGAUGGUCACCAUCCAGGAAGGGGUGGUGAGCCCGAUCGCUAGCUCAAGACUCGCGGCGCUGAGGAAGCCGGUCUUAAGAUAGAUGAUCACGCCGAGGCCGAGGGGCCGGUCGUGAUAUGAGGAAGGGUAAGGCAUUGACGUUGGACUGAACAUGAAGGACGGUGGAGCUGGUCCGAAGAUGAGGGACGGUGCUGGGCGCUCAUCUGAAGAUGAGGGACGGCGCUGGGCGCUCGUCUAAGGGGCGGCGCUGGGCGCUCGUCUGAGAUGAGGGACGGCGCGGGACGCUCGUCUAAGGACGAAGGACGGCGCUGGGCGCUCGUCUGAAGAUGAAGGACGGCACUGGGCGCUCGUCUGAAAUGAUGGACGGCGUUGGGCGCUCGUCUGAAAAUGAGGGACGGCGCUGGGCGCUCGUCUCAGAUGAUGGACGGCGUUGGGCGCUCGUCUGAGAUGAGAGACGGUGUUGGGCACUCGUCUAAGAUGAUAGACGGCGUUGGGCGCUCGUCUGAGAUGAGGGACGGCGCUGGGCGCUCGUCUGAAAAUGAGGGACGGCGCUGGGCGCUCGUCUAAGAUGAUGGACGGCGCUGGGCGCUCGUCUCAAAAUGAAGGACGGCGCUGGACGCUCGUCUGAAGAUGAAGGACGGCGCUGGGCGCUCGUCUAAAAAUGGAGGACGGCGUUGGGCGCUCGUCUAAGAUGAUGGACGUCGCUGGGCGCUCGUCUGAAGAUGAAGGACGGCGCUGGGCGCUCGUCUAAGGAUGAAGGACGGCGCUGGGCGCUCGUCUGAAAAUGAGGGACGGCGCUGGGCGCUCGUCUGAAGAUGAUGGACGACGCUGGGCGCUCGUCUGAAAAUGAGGGACGGUGCUGGGCGCUCUUCUAAAAAUGAAGGACGGCGAUGGACGCUCGUCUGAAGAUGAAGGACGGCGCUGGGCGCUCGUCUAAAAAUGGAGGACGGCGCUGGGCGCUCGUCUAAGAUGAUGGACGGCUCUCGUCUGAAGAUGAAGGACGGCGCUGGGCGCUCGUCUAAGGAUGAAGGACGGCGCUGGGCGCUCGUCUGAAAAUGAGGGACGGCGCUGGGCGCUCGUCUGAAGAUGAUGGACGGCGCUGGGCGCUCGUCUGAAAAUGAGGGACGACGCUGGGCGCUCGUCUAAAAAUGAAGGACGGCGUUGGACGCUCGUCUGAAGAUGAAGGACGGCGCUGGGCGCUCAUCUAAAAAUGGAGGACGGCGCUGGGCGCUCGUCUAAGAUGAUGGACGGCGCUGGGCGCUCGUCUGAAGAUGAAGGACGGCGCGGGGCGCUCGUCUACAAAUGGAGGACGGCGCUGGGCGCUCGUCUAAGAUGAUGGACGGCGCUGGGCGCUCGUCUAAUCCGCAUGUAUGGUCUUGCUUCGUCCAUAAUGUGUAGUGUUUGCCUGAUAUGUACUUAGUAUUGUUGUGGGGAUUUCAUUUUUUGUUGCUCGAGGCCGGUGAGUGCGUGCGGUCCUCGGCUUCCCUCUUUUAUUUUUUCUUUUUCCUUUUCUUUUCCUUUUUUUUUUGAUUUCGUUCCCCAUUUCAGGGAGUGUCCUUCUUUCAGGCUUCGGCCGAAGGGGUCGCUAGUCCUUCGGCCGGUUCGGACUUCGUUUAUAACGUCCGUGAUCUCAGGGGGGGUCCCGUCGCCUAUUUAUGACGCGGGCUAGACUUUUGGUUGGUUUCCAACGGCUGUCGUUGCCCGACCCUGAGUUUGGGGAUUUUGUCACCUCGGCCAUGAUUUCAGGCCUGUCGUCCUGCGAUCGGGCGCGUGGACGACGCGAUGAACUUCCCAUUUCAAGACGUGGGCCGUUUGCGGGCCCGUCGUUCUGGGGACAUCGUCGGCCCUGCCUGAGCAUUUCGCUCUAAGGGGCCGAUACGACGUGCUCUCUCAGCUGGGCCUGAGCCUUUCGCUGAUGCAAAAUACAAAGUGGAGCAGACCCGAGCCUUUCGCUCGAAGGCUGCUGAUACGACAUGUGGUAUCUUCUAUUUACAUUUCCAAAAAAUAAGCGGAAUACAAUAGGUGCGUUGUUCAUGGCAACGGCUUUUGGGCGACGCAAUUAGCGUCUCGGAGAACGAGGUGUACCGUUUACCGCUCUCGGGCAUAAUGCCACGUGCGGCCGGUAGCGGCUCUCAUUUUUAGAUGUCCGAGUCACCAAAUAAAGGUGACUAGGGUAGAUCGGUGGACCUAAAUAUAAUUCAAAUCAUCAAAUAAAGAUGUUCGGUAGGCUAGAGCUCGGGUCCACCACUUUGGGAUUUUUUGACCCGGUCUAAUGGCAGUGAUAAAAAUAAUAACGCCAAUAAUAAAUUCUCAUUAGCGACCUCGGGAAAUUUUAAUCCCUCAUAAUGGUCUUCACCACCUCGGGGUUUUUAACCCGCCAUAAUGGUGGUGGAAAUAAUAUAAUUAAUAAUAGUAAUAAUUAUACUACUAUCACUUAAUAAACAUUUUAAAUGUAUAAAUAGGAAUAUUGGGCACUUAGCUGUGAAAUGGGCUGAACUGUGGGCUGAUGAAGAAAUUGUGGCCCAUCACCGAUUUACUACUGCUGCCAUCUUGGCUGAAAGUUUCCAAGCAUCUUCAACAGUUGAUUGGGUCAACUUAGGGCCCAUUCAUCAAAUCCUUUUGGCUUCUGCGAAUGAGAUAGGAGAAAUGGAGGAGGAGAUACCUCUGCCGCUGGUCGCAGGGCAUUCUGCCGGCCAUUUUUGCGGUGGGUUUUCGGUCACUGUCAGAGGAGUGAGGGCGCGUGAAAUCAUCAUAGAUUCUCGUCCCUGGGCGUCGCCGGAGAGUGGAAAAGAUUCGUCGGAACUGCUGCUGCUCCGUUCGACGUUGCCCUGUCUCCGGCGAGAUCUGGAGUGGAAGCUUUGAACAGGGAAAUUGCUGUGGCCAUUAAUGGAGGGCUCACUAGACGAUCGCGGAGCUACGCUUGGCGGCACCGGUGAAGAAGCAAACUUCAAGCGUUGGUUGUAACGCUGUGGAGAAGGUGGAGAACCUGAACGCGAGGUCGAACAUCCCUUCCAGGAGCUCCCAAACGGCCAUUAAUGGUGGACCGCCCUUGGGAAAUCAGAUCCGGAGCAACGGCGCAUCCUGGAGCAGUGCCGGUGAGAUAUGGACGGCGAUGCUUCAACGUUGGUGGCGAGAUCUGGGGCAUCCGCAGGUGUUUGCUUGCACGACGGCUUCGAAGACUGCGAUGAUAGCUCCGGCUCAGGAGACUUCAAGAUCUGCUCCUACUGGAGCAGCGGCAAGCUUCAGCAAAUUGCGUCCGGCGUCAACUCCAAGGCCGGCGAGAUCAGUGAACAGGUCGGUGAGUUCCAGCGGCAAUUUUCUGUCGUGGCGGCGUCCGACGACCUCUGCAGCGACUUUUCUCACCUGGAUCUAGAUUUUUUCAGAUUGAUCUUUGUUGUUCUUGACAUUUCCAGCUCCGUUUUUGACUGAGUUCUCUUAUUUUGGAUGAAGUUUUUGAUAUUUUUGGGAGGGUUUCUCACUUGAUUGUGCUCUAAUCUCUCAAUGAAAGCACCAUUGAUGGAUUAUAGGGGUAUCCAAACUAUAAUAAAAUGGAGAGAUUUGAGAUCAUGUGAGGAAGAUGAAUAGUAGAAAUGAUAUUGUGUAU